AUGGAAGCUGCGUAUCAACAUAUUGUUAAGGAGGAACAUGCAGACUUGUUGCUCACUCAUCAAUAUAUUUUCUUCUCUAAGGAUUUCAAGUUGGUUUCACCAAUUGAUGAUUCGAAUGGAGUUUCGUCCAAUCCAGACGAAAAGCCAUAUUACAUGCUGUUCUUGUUGCAUCCACAGAAUCCCAUGCUUGCCAAUAUCUACCACAGUGCUUCCAUCAAGACUAUGAAAGAUAUUGGAAACAAGACGAAUCUCGAAACUAAUCCUCUCCACUCAUGGUUUCAACAGGAAUUAAUGGCCAUCGACAAGGAAAAGGAAUCUUUCGACGAAUACUUUUACUAUCUGAAAGGAAAGAAACUUGUUUCCAUGCUCAAAGUUCACGAUAACAUAUUCGAAAGGUGGUCUCAAUAUUCACAAUUCAAACAUUCUUCUCACCACUUUCUCGUCUACCUCAAAGUCUUGAAUCCAACACCACAUUCCAACGAAAACCCACUGGACGAAACAGCCGAAACUGAUCUAUUCCAAGCAACUCCCUGCAGCAUGAUCGCCUUCUCCAUAAAGGAUGCCUUCGUCGAUGGAAUGAAACACAAAAUAGCAGUUAUCGGUUCUGCAUGGGUCAAUCAAAAGAUGAGAUCCAACAAUCAUACAAAAUAUCUAACCAUGUACAUGGCAGCACUUUUACAAAAACGAAUGGGCGUUAGGUUUGGUUAUUGUAACAUAUUUGAAGAUAAUAUGAAGAGUAUUGGAGUGGGUGCUAAUUGUGGGAUGUUUGUGGGUGAGCAAAAGUUGACAUUUGUUGGAAUGAAUGUUGGCAAAGAGUUGGAGAACUUGUCAAGUGUCAGGGAAAUUGAAGAUGUGAAGGAUUAUGUGGUGGCAAUGAAGGAUUUGUAUAAGAAUGAUGGAUUGUUGAUUCAGGAUUUGAGUUGUGUGUAUAUGCAUGAUUCGUUUGCUGGUUGUUAUGUGAAUGAGAAGGAAAAUUAUUCUUUCCAAUUAUGGAAAUGUAAAUAUACAGAAAUGAAAGAAACUGGAGAGAAAAUUCCAAGUUUUAUGGUCAAUAACAUUGUAUCUAAUUGCAAUGAUGAUAAUCAUGAAGGAGCUAGACCAUUAGAUCCUUCCCAAUAUUCGAAAUUUAUUUCAGAUGUCAACCAUGCUAUAUUUUCCAAACUAGGAAAUGACAAGGUAGCAAAUGUAAUCUAUGUAACGUUGAAUGACUAUCAAUUCAACAAGUUUAUAGUUGAUUCAUAUGGAAACUCUAAUCUAAGUUUCGCAAAAUUGUACUAUGUAUUUCAAGAUUUGAAAAUUCUUGAUCCAAAACAAGUUAAAAAGAGUCCACUUAUGAAAAUGGCUCAAAAUCCAAAAGGAAAUUAUCCUAAACUGCUAUUUACUGAUGUUAGAGACUUGACUGGUAAGCCAAUGGUUUGGUCAGAAUCGAUCAAUAAGGAACUAAUUAGUUUCGGUCAACCAAGCUUAGCAGCCAAACCUUCAUUCGGUGGAUUUGCAAGUAAACUGUAA
Naegleria gruberi is the source of this 1509-nucleotide messenger RNA. RefSeq lists its product as uncharacterized. Bases 1 to 1509 code for a protein of 502 amino acids. The transcript has a single exon. The record is from RefSeq and is a predicted model, not a curated record. Lineage: Eukaryota; Heterolobosea; Eutetramitea; Acrasida; Naegleriidae.